Gavialis gangeticus (Gharial) is the source of this 1905-nucleotide messenger RNA. It is a transcript of the gene SUSD5, whose product is annotated as sushi domain containing 5. Gene Ontology annotation, molecular function: hyaluronic acid binding. The coding region runs from base 1 to 1890 and encodes 629 amino acids. The record is from RefSeq and is a predicted model, not a curated record. Lineage: Eukaryota; Metazoa; Chordata; Crocodylia; Gavialidae. The transcript is spliced from 6 exons. Gene Ontology annotation, biological process: cell adhesion; Notch signaling pathway.
AUGAGCAAGGCCAAGGAGCAGCAAAUAGAGGCUAGAGAGAGUAAAGUAGGGAAGUUGUUUGCACUUGGAUCCAGGAACAGCUCUCAGGGUCUGGAUCUAGCAGCAGCUCAGAAAUCAUGUGCUGACCUGGGUGCUCGAUUAGCCACCGCAGAGGAACUGAGGCGGGCUGUACUGGACUGUUCUUUCGCUGUGUGCGCCAGAGGCUGGUUGGCUGACGGUACCAUUGGGACAAUGGUAUGCAGUAAGACAGGCAGCAAGCAGCAGAAUGUGAAAGCCAUUGAUGUUAAAAUUGAAACCGACCCCUUUCUGAGUGGCAGAUAUGAUGCUCUUUGUGUGAAGGAUGAAGACAAGCCGUGCGGGGAUCCACCAUCUUUCCCUCACACAAUCCUGCAUGGUCACACUGGUUUUGAAAUGGGAGAUGAGCUGCUCUAUGUUUGUGCCCAGGGCUACAUCAUGGGCAACAAAGAGACUGCUUUUACAUUACUCUGUGACAGCUGUGGAGAAUGGUAUGGACAAGUUCAGGCCUGCGUCAAAGAUGAGGCCGAAGCACACAUUGACUACGAAGAUAACUUUCCAGAUGACAGAUCUAUGCCUGUUGCUGAACAUAGGGAUGACAGUGAUGAGGCCGAAGCACACAUUGACUACGAAGAUAACUUUCCAGAUGACAGAUCUAUGCCUGUUGCUGAACAUAGGGAUGACAGUGGCAAAGAGGAAAGGGAGCAGGGGCAAGAACAGGAUUUUUCCCUCUCUAAAGAUAUAGAGCCAGAAAGGGUUGGAAGCAAUGAAGGUGUUACUGAAGCUAUGGAUUCUACUGAGAAAGGUAGCAAGGCACCAACAGAAUCUCCUGUGUCACUACUGAGCCAAAAACACUUAUUUUGGUUCCCUGCAGAGGCUUUUAAUAAUCGUGAGUCAGAGAAGAACACAGAUGAUUUUAUUAAAACACAAUUUUCUGAUGGUGACAACCACAUUGGAGUGAAAACCAUCUACAGUGAACCUGAUGCCAAAAUGAUUUAUGACACUGAGGAUUUCCCUAUUGGACCUGUUUUGGUGAACAAUGAUACAACAGCAGCAAAAGAUACAUUUGCCAUUACUGAUGAAUCUUGGUUAGAUGGUUACCCUGUAACUCAAGAAGUAAUGGAGAAUGUUGAAGAGAAGGAAGAUAAAGUUGAUAGCUCAAUGGGAACAGAAGAUGACAUUAUCCUUACAAAUGACCAACAAAGUCAUGUUGAAGUUAGAAAAGUAGGCAAUACUUCAGAUCCAGAAAAGGAUUUAACAAAGAUUAUGGCUGCCUCACCGAGGAUGCAUGAUUAUGGGGUCAAAGAAAUGCCAAUAGUGCUAACACCUACAAGUGCUCCUGAGAAUAUAAGUGCUAGCAAAGGCUUUGAUGAUAUCAUCAAGUAUCACCUAACUACAUCUCUGGGAUUUGUGACUCAUGAGUCUGCCACAACCACAACAUUGUAUGAUCCUACCAGAUUAAAAACUGCCACAUUAGAAGCCCGUGUAACAGUCAGUCCAUUUAAUCAUAUUCCAGAUCCAAAGGCAGAACAAACAACAGCAAAUCCAAUACAAGUGGCAACCACUGUGUCAACUCGGGAUGGCAUUACUCACCCAUCAUCUAAAGAAUUAAUUGAACAAGAAGCUCUCACCCAUGGCACUGGAGAAAAACGUCUCCCUACUUCUGAACCUUGUACUGGAGAAGAGUGUCCCAGAUCAAGCAAAGGUCCUAUGAUAGCUGUCACUGUGAUUGUUUUAUGUUUGCUAUUGCUUGCCCUUAUAUUGGCUGUGUGGUUCUUCAAAAAACGGCAACAGAAAAGUUCUGUGUAUAAACUGAAUGGAAAAGGUCAGACUAGACACCAUCAACAACAACAUAUUGAAAUGCAGAAAGUCUAACCUGAAACUUUAUAG